UGUGGAAAGAUCAUGCACACUAGAAAUAUUAAAUAUACGUCAAUCUUCUUUAACCUCAACCUUGAAAUUUAAAACCAAUUAAUUAUUUUUUAUUGAAAUAAAAUACGCUGAAAGACUGAAAUGGAAUGGGUCUGGGAAUUUAACCGGGAUCAGGAGCUAGAAAGACAAAGAGUCUUAGUAAGAGGUGAAUUUCCAGACCUCACCUCUCGAAUUGCACCCUUAAGAUUAUAUGCAGUGAAUUUACCUCCAAGGGUUCCUAAAGAUGAGGUAGCAAAGAAGUUUCAUGUUGCACAAGACUGCAUCACCCUGAAGAGGAAGGCUGACAUGAAGUCUUCUUCAGCCAUCAUUGUUUCCCCCAGCUGGCCCAAAAGUGAUUUAAUUUUGAGUGAUCAUUGUGCAACGUACUCACAGCCGCUAAAGAAAAUGGUUGUAAAACAAUGUUAUGACCCGGACCCCUCUCGACCCUCCUCAAAGCACUACAAGCCUCAUAGGCUGUCGAGUGUAGAGUUUGACUUGAGGCCUGCAUGCAGUGGACUGCCUACACUUCAUGUCCUCAAUGAUUAUGCCUUACUUCAUAUUAUGAAAUUUUUGAAUGUACCUGAAAAACUGAAGCUUGAAGCAGUGUGUCGACGCUUUCAGUCGCUGGUUUACCGCGAACUGAGCCAGAAUAGCAUCAUAGACUUUACUGACACCUGCGCCUGGCAAAGUGCUUGCUCCAACCUCUCUAAAGACCGCAACAAGUCACCAGCACAGCUGACACAAGAUAUUAAGCUCUGCACCUACAAGAUGCUCAUCAUGAACACUGGCCACCUCACUACUCUCAGACUCAAUGAGGAUACGUGCAUCUUUGAUGUCAACGUAUUUGCUGCUAUAGGUCGACUUGCUGUGAACUUGGAGGAUUUACAACUGGUGUUCUCGUCAAAGAGGAAACAUUACACCUCUAUGAAGACUAUCUUCUCGCUCUGCUCAAAACUCAAAACUUUCAGUCUUACAGGCACAUUCAGGUCUGACGAAUUAUUUCGAGACUUGAGGGAAUGCAAACGCCUUGAGGUGUUGCGGCUGAGCAGGCUGAAGAAUUUUGAAUUCAGUUGUCUACUGAUGAUGCAAGCUCCUCUGAGAGAACUCUCGAUCCACAACGUUGACUUCGUCGUCUCAUGGCACUUAGGAGCAAACAUAAACUUUCCAGACUUCCGUUUCAACUCUCGCCUCACGACAUUCCGCUUGUUUCUCGACAUCCAGACUGAAUUUAUGUACUAUUCAACAAAUUUCAGGGAAUGGUCACUGAGGGAAAUUCUUUUCUCCAUGGCACGCAAGUGUCCUGCGCUGACCCAACUCCAGAUUCGUUGCUACUGGAAUUCUGAGUCUCCCAAUUUCAAGACAUUCAAAAACUUGAAGGUGCUACAUUUUAUCGUACGUUGCUCCGAAAAUAUUGAGGAUCUUCUCAAGAGCGCUUUGCCAGACCUUGAGGACUUACACAUCGAGAUUUCAGAAGUUUCGAGUUUCGGGUACGUUGCAGAUGAAGUCCUCAGUGUUGACUUUUCGCUUGCGCCGCCGUCAGUGAAGUCCCUGACGCUCAGUGUAGUCCAUGCACGUCAUGAGCUAGACGAUGGCUCGUACAAGAGCAUCCUACAAAUGCCCAACCUGCAGCGAGUCUUUGUCAAAAGCAGGAAAUUCUCUCUGGCUCAGCUGAAACAGUUCGUGGCCCACAUUCAGCUGGUCGAGAUCAGCGCCCCUUCGGUGACCGUGGAUCUCGCCACGGCCCAGGAGCUCGCUGCCCUGCGCAGAAAGGCACUGGCCAGGAGCAGGCCCAGGUGCCCCUCACUGUGCCCCGACCACGACGAGCCCCUCCUGCUGCAUGUCAACUUCACCCACCACGCGACCUUCGCAGAUCCUCUCAUAAUUAUCAAGCGUUUGUGCUCACAUGCAUAAAUAUUGAGUGUCCUGCGUUUAUCUUGACGCUCUGGAAUCGUAAUUUUCUUCGUCCCAAGGAAACGGUUAGUUUCUCUCCCGUGCCUCCGCGCUGAGGCUUUCUGACUUUCUGAGGAGAACUCAGACUUGUCAAUUAAGGAAAUAAAAUACUUAUUCACUUAAAAUCUUUAUUGAUGGUUACACUAUAAAGACUUUAUAACGGAUAAUCUCGAGAAUACAAGCACGACGAUGUUUAUAAUAAUAGAUUGUGUAUAUUGCUGUAAAUUUAUACUGAAUGAGUGUGUUCAGUAUUUUAAUGGUGCUAAUAAUAUAAGAGUUCUUAGUGUCUUUCAAGGUUGCCCUUAAAUAAAAGAUGAAGCUUU
This is a messenger RNA of Hyalella azteca, 2291 nucleotides long. RefSeq lists its product as uncharacterized. The record is from RefSeq and is a predicted model, not a curated record. Gene Ontology annotation, molecular function: protein binding. The transcript has 13 exons. Lineage: Eukaryota; Metazoa; Arthropoda; Malacostraca; Amphipoda; Hyalellidae. Bases 121 to 1929 code for a protein of 602 amino acids.